AUGACGGGCUCCCCACCUAACUUUCAAUACGGGACCAUCGGGGACGGCUUUGGAAGAACAACCGACUUAUAUUACAGGAAUCCGGUCGAAUGCGCGAGGUAUCUCUUGGGUCAACGUUGUUACAAGUCGAGCAUGAUUUAUCGCCCGGAGAGGGUUUACGACGUGGACGGAUAUCAACUUUAUUCCGAGAUGCAUACAGUGGACUGGUGGUGGAAUAUGCAGGAAAGUCUUCUUACUAGGGUCACGAUUGUCCCAAUUAUCUGCAGCUCCGGCAUCACUCAUCUGACAAACUUCUUCGGAGACAAGAAGACCUGGCCGAUAUAUAUGACGAUAGGCAAUAUACUGGGAAAAGUACGAUUCAAGCCGUCGACCAAUGUGUAUUUGCUACUCGCACUAUUGCCAAUACCUACUAAAAUAAUUGGCAACACGACAUCAAAGGAGAGACUCCGGUCCUGGAUGGCGGAGAUGCUGAGGAGAGUCAUGUCAGUUAUAUUGGAGCCUCUGCUGCACUUUUACCAAAGGCUCGGCGUCUUAAUGGGCUGCUCAGACGGGUACGAGAGACGUUCUUGGCCGAUUCUGACGGCAUGGCUUUCGGACCACAUGGAGAGCUGCAAUAUUCUGAAUAACAAGUUCAACUUGUGCCCCAAGUGCGAGAUACCCGUCAAUAGACUGGGCGAAUACGAAGCCGAACUGCUCAAGACCUACCCUCAUGAUCAGAAUCAAUACAAGAGAAUGUAUCAUUAG
Morchella sextelata is the source of this 744-nucleotide messenger RNA. RefSeq lists its product as uncharacterized. NCBI's taxonomy places the organism in Eukaryota, Fungi, Ascomycota, Pezizomycetes, Pezizales, Morchellaceae. The transcript has a single exon. The record is from RefSeq and is a predicted model, not a curated record. The coding region runs from base 1 to 744 and encodes 247 amino acids.